UUGUGUUGCUAGUUGAUACUGUUGGUAGUGUUGGUUGCCGAUGUUAAAAACGUCUGAGAAACGUCAUCUUUUCGUGUAUAAUUCGUAUCCUUAAAUUAGUUUAUCAGUUUAUAUAAAAUGGAUAAAAAUAUUUAUAAAGUGCUGGUCGCUGCAACUGGAAGUGUCGCUGCACUGAAAAUACCCAUUCUAGUGAGAACCUUAUUGGAAUUAAAUGAAAACGAGAGCUGCAAUAAAAUUGAGAUACGUUUAAUAGUUACAGAACAUGCAAAACACUUCUUCGAAACCUCCAAUUUGCCUCCUGAAGUGCGUUUAUUUGACGACAACUCGGAAUGGCAAGCUUGGAAGCAGAGGGGUGACCCGGUGCUGCACAUAGAACUUGGGAAGUGGGCUGACAUGAUGGUCAUAGCUCCUUUGGAUGCUAAUACAUUAGCAAAAAUGGCACAGGGCAUUUGUGAUAACCUACUCACCUGUACAACUCGAGCAUGGGACAUGUCCAAGCCCCUCCUCUUUUGUCCCGCGAUGAACACGCGAAUGUGGGAGCAUCCUAUCACAGCCAAACAGGUCCAGGUACUGACGGACUGGGGCCAUAUACAGAUACACCCAAUCAGUAAAACAUUAAUGUGUGGAGAUACAGGGAUUGGUGCUAUGGCUGAGGUACAGACUGUUGUUGGGGAGAUUAGAAAGAUAGCUUGUAAAAGUUUCUCUAAAUGAAGUAUUUUAAACAUAGUUAUAUUGAUUGGUUGUAAUUGUUGACUAGUUCUAAGGUGAUAAUUAGAAAAUAAUGAACGGUAAAGUUAUUUGUUCAACAGUGAGAAAAGGAAAGGCCCCCUUUCUGAAAUAUUUAUGAAUUUUAUGGAGAGAGGUAAACAUUCAAGUGUUUGACAGACCUAUUCCAUUAUGUUUUAAGUUUAUUUUAGACUUCUAAUAGGACAGUGUCAUGCACAGAUUAUUGGCCACCUUUUGUUUGAUUCUGGUCUUCUUAAGCUUUACUUCA
Messenger RNA from Cydia pomonella (codling moth), 994 nucleotides. RefSeq names its product phosphopantothenoylcysteine decarboxylase (gene Ppcdc). Gene Ontology annotation, cellular component: phosphopantothenoylcysteine decarboxylase complex. The transcript has 3 exons. Gene Ontology annotation, biological process: coenzyme A biosynthetic process. Gene Ontology annotation, molecular function: phosphopantothenoylcysteine decarboxylase activity; FMN binding. The coding region runs from base 118 to 711 and encodes 197 amino acids. The record is from RefSeq and is a predicted model, not a curated record. NCBI's taxonomy places the organism in Eukaryota, Metazoa, Arthropoda, Insecta, Lepidoptera, Tortricidae.